Molecule: messenger RNA, 2921 nt
Organism: Paramecium octaurelia
Lineage: Eukaryota; Ciliophora; Oligohymenophorea; Peniculida; Parameciidae
Source: the annotation of a GenBank genome assembly
AUGAAUAGAUUUUAAGAUGCAUUGAAACACCAUGAUUUAGCUAUUUUGAAAUACCCUGAAAAUGCAGAAUAUUAUCGUGGAAAAGGUAUAACUAACUUCAUAUAAUUUAAUAGCGGAUACUCUAAGAUAAAUGAAUAGAUAUCAAGAAGCCAUUGAAUAUUAUAAUUUAGCUAUUUAAAAAAAUCCAAAAACUUCCAUGUAUUUUAAUAACAAAGGUAAUGAAAUUUUUUUAACUUCUUAGCUUUUACUCUAUAUAAAAUGAAUAGAAUCGAAGAAUCAUUGGAAUAAUUUGAUUAAGCAAUUUAUUAAGACCCUGAAGAUUCUAAUUAUUAUCAUAAUAAAGGUAGCUUUAAUUAGCAUAAUUGUCAGGCUAUUCAUUAAUUUUAUUGAAAAGAUUUGAGGAAUCAUUGAAAUAUUUGGAUUUAGCUAUUAAUAGAAACCCUGAAAAUCCAAAAAAUUAUCAUAGCAAAGGUUGAAUUAACUUUUACUUUAGCGCUAACUUUAGAAAAAAUGAAUAGAUUUGAAGAGGCAUUGGAAUACUACGAUUCAGCUAUUCAGAAAAACCCAGAAAUACCAGACCAUUAUAAUGACAAAGGUAAAAUUUAUGUUACAUACUUUUUAGCUAAUACUUUACAUAAAAUGGAUAGAUUUAAAGAAGCAUUGAAAAAUUUUGACUAUGCUAUUUAGAAAAACCCUGAAAAUCCUCUUUAUUAUCGGAACAAAGGUAUAAUUAAAACUACAUAAUUUCUAGCUGUGACUUUGGAAGCAAUGAAUAGAUUUGUAGAAGCUUUGGAAUAUUAUGAUUCAGCUAUUUCCAUAUACCCUGAAAAUGCAGACUAUUAUAAUGGCAAAGGUAUUAUAAAUUUGACAAAAUUUUUAGCAAAUACUUUACUAAGAAUGAAUAAAUUCGAAGAAGCAUUGGAAUACUAUGAUUCAGCUAUUUCCAAAAAUCCUGAAAAUCCAGACUAUUAUAAUGGCAAAGGUAUUAUAAAUUUGACAAAAUUUAUAGCAAAUACUUUACUAAGAAUGAAUAAAUUUGAAGAAGCAUUGGAAUACUAUGAUUCAGCUAUUUCAAAAAACCCAGAAAAUGCAGUUUAUUAUAACAACAAAUGUAAAUUGAAAUUAUAAAUAUGAGCUUAUCCAUUAUAUUAAUUAAAUAGAUUGGAUGAAUCAUUAGAAUAAUAUGAGUUAGCAAUUCAGAAAAAUUGUGAAAAUCCAAACUAUUUUUAUGGAAAAGGUCUAUUAAAUUAGCAUAAUUUUCUAGCUAAUACUUUACUAAGAAUGAAUAAAUUUGAAGAAGCAUUGGAAUAAUACGAUUCAGCUAUUUCCAAAAACCCAGAAAAUGCAGACUAUUAUAAUGGCAAAGGUAUUAUAAAAAAUUUGACAAAAUUUAUAGCAAAUACUUUACUAAGAAUGAAUAAAUUUGAAGAAGCAUUGGAAUACUAUGAUUCAGCUAUUUCCAAAUACCAUGAAAAUGCAGACUAUUAUAUUAACAAAGGUAAAUUGAAAUUAUUAUAUUUGUUAGCUUAUUUAUUAUAUCAAAUGAAUAGAUUUGAAGAAUCAUCUCAAUAAUGUGAUUUAGCAAUUUAGAAAAACCCUGAGAAUUCUAACUAUUAUGCUUGGAAAGGUAGAAGCAUAUGUAUAAAUUCUUAGCUAAUUCAUUAAUUAAAAUGAAUUGCUUAGAAGUAGCAUUGAAAUAUUAUAAUCUAGCAAUUUAAAAAAACCCAAACAAUUCAAGCCUUUAUUAUGGCAAAGGUGAAUUACAUUGUUUAUAUUUGCUUAGCUAAUACUUUACUAAAUAUGAAUAAAUUUCAAGAAGGUUUGGAAUAAUAUGAUUUAGCUAUUGCAAAAAAUUCAGAAAAUUCGGAUUAUUAUAAUAACAAAGGUAAAUUGAAAUUAUUAUAUUUGUUAGCUUAUUCACUAUAUAAAUUGAAUAGAUUUGAAGAAUCAUUAGAACAAUAUGAUUUAGCAAUUCAGAAAAACCCAGAAAAUUCAAAUUAUUACAAUUUGAAAGGUAUAAGCAAAUUUGUAUAAUUUCUUAGCUAAUUCAUUAAUUAAAAUGAAUUUCUUUGAAGUAGCAUUGAAAUAUUAUAACCUAGCAAUUUAAAAAAACCCUAACAAUUCAAGCCUUUAUUUUGGCAAAGGUGAAUUAAAUUUUUUAUCUUUGCUUAGCCAAUACUUUAUAUAGAAUGAAUAGAUUUGAAGAGUCAUUGGAAUAAUAUGAUUUAGCAGUUUAGAAAAACUCUAAAGAUUCUGAUUAUUACAAUAACAAAGGUAAACUUAAAUUAGCAUAAUUGUUUAGCUUAUUCAUUAUAAUAAUUGAAUAGAUUUGAAGAAUCAUAGAAAUAUUAAGAUUUUACAAUUCAGAAAAACUCUGAAAUUUCAAAAUACUAUUAUGGCAAAGGUAUAUUUAAAUUGUGAUAAUUGCUUAGCCAAUGCUUUACAAAGAAUGAAUAAAUUUGAAGAAGCAUUGUAAUAGUGUGAUUCAGCUAUUUCAAAAAACCCAGAAAAUUCAGAUUAUUAUAAUAACAAAGGUAAUUGAAACUAUUAUAAUUGUUUAGCUUAUUUAUUAUAUUAAUUGAAUAGAUAUGAAGAAUCAUUAAGAUAAUAUGAUUUAGCAAUUCAGAAAAACUCUAAAGAUUCUGAUUAUUACAAUAACAAAGGUAAACUUAAAUUAGCAUAAUUGUUUAGCUUAUUCAUUAUAUUAUUUGAAUAGAUAUGAAGAAUCAUUAAAAUUAUAUUACUUAGCUAUUUAGAAAAACCCUAAAAAUAUAAAUUAGUGUUAUAGCAAACGUAUAAUUGAAUCUCCAUCACUUGUUAUUUAAGAUCUUCUUUAAAAGUUGUUGUUUAUCAAUUUAUUUUUAGUUAGAAUGCAUAGAUAUGAGAAAUAGUAAAAACGCUAGGCUUUAGAGAUAAAAUGA